AGUCUUGCACAGGUGUACCGGCUCCUCCCCAUCAGUCUUGCACAGGUGUACCGGCUCCUCCCCUUCAGUCUUGCACAGGUGUGCCAGCCCCUCCCCUUCAGUCUUGCACAGUUGUACCAGCUCCUCCCCUUCAGUCUUGCACAGUUGUACCAGCUCCUCCCCUUCAGUCUUGCACAGGUGUACCGGCUCCUCCCCUUCAGUCUUGCACAGGUGUACUGGCUCCUUCCCUUCAGUCUUGCACAAGUGUACUGGAUCCUCCCCUUCAGUCUUGCACAGGUGUACCGGCUCCUCCCCUUCAGUCUUGCACAGGUGUACUGGCUCCUUCCCUUCAGUCUUGCACAAGUGUACUGGAUCCUCCCCUUCAGUCUUGCACAGGUGUACUGGCUCCUCCCCUUCAGUCUUGCACAGGUGUACCGGCUCCUCCCCUUCAGUCUUGCACAGGUGUACCGGCUCCUCCCCAUCAGUCUUGCACAGGUGUACCAGCUCCUCCCCUUCAGUCUUGCACAGGUGUACUGGAUCCUCCCCUUUAGUCUUGCACAGGUGUACUGGCUCCUCCCCUUCAGUCUUGCACAGGUGUAC
Messenger RNA from Staurois parvus, 579 nucleotides. Lineage: Eukaryota; Metazoa; Chordata; Amphibia; Anura; Ranidae. The record is from the annotation of a GenBank genome assembly.